CACGGACAGGGGGCGUGGCCAGGAUGGCUCCGCGCUGCCACGUGCCUCGGGCCCCGUCCCGGGUCGGGUUUCGGGAGCUGAAACCGGAGGCCCCCGCCCGCCCCCCCCCGGUGCCCCCCGGGGCGCCCCGCUGCCACCACCACCCCCCCCCCGGCACCCCGGGGGGCCGCGUCGUGCUGUCCAGCCCCAGCCCCGUGGCGGGUCCCGCUCGCCCCCCAGCUGCCCCCUGGUUUGGGGCCACCUUACCUCUGUCGGUGGCCUCGUCCCGGCGAGGGAGCAGGGCCGGAGGGACGGGCGCGGAUCCGGUUUCCCUCCCGCCUGCCCCUGGGGGUGCGGAGAGGGAGUGAGGGCUGGUGGCGAGCGGUGGGACAGGGUGGGAGGCAGCAUGUUCUUCCUCUUCCGUGGGCCCCAGCGGCGGGGCACCGGCAGCCCUGCGCCCCCCACCUGCCGGGGCAUCCUCUGCCCCCACGGCCCCAGUAAGCGGGGAGGCCGCCGCCGCCUCCACCUGACCCCGCAGCUCGUGGGGCAGGGGGGUCCCAGCAAUACCGGCACCCUGGGGAGCCAAGGGCGGCUGAGCCAUGGCGGUGUGCCCCCCACGGAGCAUCGGCGGGCUGCCGAGGAGCCGGGGUCCCAGCUGCCCCCGGCUUUCCAGCAGCCACGGCCACUAUCACACCCGCCCCGGCCCUGGCCCCAGCUUGCCCCGGCGGGGUGGCAGUGCCCAGGACUGCGCCAGCUGGCCCCCCGGGGCCAGGCAUGCCCUGCGGCGUGGGGGCAGCCCCCAGCCAUGGGCAACUGCACCAAGACCCCUGAGCGGAGGCUCCCCAAGGAUGGGAAACCGCGCUCCGGCUCCCUGGCCCCUGGCACCGGGGACCCCGAGGAGGCAGCGGAGGCGGCACAGUCUCCUCCGCUGCAGAACUACUCGGUGCUGCAGGGGCUGGUGGGGCCAGCCUGCAUCUUCCUGCGGCAGAGCAUCGCCAUCACCCAGCGGGACCGGGAGCUGCGGCCCGAAGAGAUUGAAGAGUUGAAGCAGGCCUUCCGGGAGUUCGACAAGGACCGUGACGGGUACAUCAGCUACAAGGACCUGGGCGAGUGCAUGCGGACCAUGGGCUACAUGCCCACCGAGAUGGAGCUCAUCGAGCUGUCCCAGCAGAUCACUGGGGGCAAGGUGGAUUUUGAUGAUUUUGUGGAGCUGAUGGGCCCCAAGAUGCUGGCGGAGACAGCGGACAUGAUUGGGAUCAAGGAGCUGCGUGACGCCUUCCGUGAGUUCGACAGCAACGGAGACGGGCAGAUCAGCAUGGCGGAGCUGCGGGAGGCCAUGCGCAAGCUGCUGGGGCAGCAGCUCAACUACCGGGAGGUGGAUGAGAUCCUCAAGGACGUGGAUCUCAAUGGGGAUGGCCUGGUGGACUUCGAAGAGUUUGUGCGGAUGAUGUCACGCUGAGGGCAGCGUGUGCCAACAUGGGACCCGAGCCCCUGCCGUGCCUUACGAAGAGGAGGGGGCCGUGGAGAAGAAUGCCCAGCUGUGGUUGGGGCUGUGCAGGCGCAGUGCAGCGCUGGAGCCUGGGGCGAGGCCCUCACUUCUUCAGCGCUGGAGGCGCUCAGCCUUACCCUUGGCUGCACGCCUGCCCGGCUGCUGAGGUCCAACUGCGGUGCUGGGCGCUGGGGCUGACGCCAGGCCGCUUUUUGGGUGCAGAUGGCCGGGCUUCGGCCACUCUCGCCCUGAUCUUUGCUCUUUCCUGCUCCCCGCCCCGCAACGUCCCCCCUUCCCAACCUGACCUCACCCCAAAAGCCAAACGUGUCGGUUCCCUCUCCCCGGCUGCACCCCAGCCCUGCUGGCUCAUCCCUCCUGCCUUCGCUCUGUGCCCUGUACCCGAAGCCAAGCCCUUUGCGUCACCCCCGCUCCCUCCAACCAUGAUAUAGGGCUGAGCCUGCAGCCACCCCACCGCCCGCCCCCAUUAUCGCAGCCAGGCCUCAGAGCUGCCCCCGGCCCUGCUCUGUCCUGCUGGGCACCCCAAUUGCUCUCGGGGCCGGUGGGGCCCCAGGAUGCUCCUUCGGGCCCCCGGUGCAGGGGAGGUGCCUCGGGGCUUUGGUGCCCAGCCUGGCUGCCCUCGAGGGGUCAAAGCGGGAAUAAAACGGCAGCCGGGGCCCACUCCCCGCCCCGGGCACAGGCUGUGGGGGUUUUUGCUCUUUUGAAAUUAAACUCUUCGCUCUACGGACUUUAAUGUGUCUUUAUCUUAGGAUUAGAUUUUCAUCCCUCCACCGCUGAGGUGUCCCAGGUACCCCCGGGUGCAGUAAGGGCUGAGGCCCGGAGGUCAGGGUCGCGCCGGGGGGCGCUCCCCCCACACCGGUCCCGGUAGGCCCUGCCCGGGAGCCCGCCCCCCCCCUUACCUGGCCCGGGGCUGUGCGGGCGGCACGGGGGGGUCCCUGCCCCAGCGGAGGCCCGGUACCGGCCGUGGGGCCCGGGGCUCUCCUCGGCCCCUCAGGGGAU
Molecule: messenger RNA, 2485 nt
Organism: Falco peregrinus (peregrine falcon)
Lineage: Eukaryota; Metazoa; Chordata; Aves; Falconiformes; Falconidae
Product: calcium-binding protein 2
Exons: 8
Coding region: 386-1438 (350 amino acids)
Molecular function (GO): calcium ion binding
Source: RefSeq, a predicted model, not a curated record